AUGGUGAACAAUAUGGAUCACGGUUUGCCCAAGUUUUCUCUUCUAGGUUAUGAUGAUUGGAAGAUCAUGAUGGAAGCACACCUCUACGCUCUACAUGAUUGCAUGUGGAUGCCCAAGGAAAAAUGGGAUGAUAGAGAUUGUAAAAAGCACAAUCUGGACAACGUCGCCAAAGCAGCCAUCUUCAAGACACUUGACCCCAUCACCUUCUCCAAAAUCAAGCAUCUCAAGACUGCCAUGGAGAUAUGGCAAGGUCUUAGGAAGCUAUGUGAUGGAUCAGAGGACUUAAGAAAGCAGAAGAUAGAAGUCCUGCUUGAGAAGUUCAAAGGCUUCAAAAUGCUUCCUGGAGAAUCAUUCGAUAUGUUGGAUGAAAGAUUCCACAAAAUCUUAAAUGAUCUUGCCUCACUUAACCACGUUCUUUCUCCCAAAGAAAAGAAUGUAAGGUUGUUGAGAUCUCUUCCAACUGAGUGGUACACCAAAGCCACAGCCAUGGAAGAAGGAAGAAACCUGGAAAACUACACUGUCCAGGGUCUUCUUGAUGAGCUCAGAACCUAUGAGCACGAGCUGAAGAAGAAGAAGGAAGAACAAGUCACUCCCUUCCCCACAGCACUAAUGACAACUCCAAGAGUCCCAUCAAGUGAAGGGACAUGUCCAAGAAGCUGUGACACACCUUCCUCCAGCCAGCCGUCAAGCUCAAAAAUGGAGAACUACGAUGAGGAAUUUGCCAUGAUGGUCAAGCAAUUCCGGAAGUUCAAGAAGAAGCCUGGCCACUGGAAGUCAGCAUGCCCGUACCCAAAGGUGGAAAAGUACGGAGAAAGAGAAAGGAACGAGAAGAAAAAGAAGGCAAUGGUUGCUGCUGAAAGUGAUGAGUCAUCCAGCUCAAGCUCGGAUGAAGAAGCCCUCGUCUGCAUGGAGCGCAGAGUUGAAAAAUCCAACCAUGAGGAUAGGUGGACUAUGUCAGAAGAUGACACUCUCUGCCUAAUGGCUAAAGAUGAUGCUGAUCAAGAGGUAACUUCACAAACCUCCUGCUCAUCUUCUUAUGAAAGCAUACCAACUUCUGAAAAUCUUUUUGACCAGUUCAAAAAGAUGAUGGUAGAUUUUGAGGAAAUAAAUCUCAAACACUCUUCCUUAACAGAGGAGAACAAACUAUUGAGUGAAGAGAAUCUCAAGUUGACUGAAGGUCGGAAAAGUCAACUUAAUGAAAUCACUCAACUCAAAACUGAAAAUGAAUCUCUCUCUGAAAAG
Messenger RNA from Cuscuta campestris, 1242 nucleotides. The record is from the annotation of a GenBank genome assembly. NCBI's taxonomy places the organism in Eukaryota, Viridiplantae, Streptophyta, Magnoliopsida, Solanales, Convolvulaceae.